AUGCAUGUGGUCGUCAGCGCCGGGGACCCACAUCGCCCUUUCACCGAACUUGGCUAUAAGAAGUGGUUUCAGUUGACGUUGAGAGAUCGAAACUUCCGGGAGCGACUUGGGCGCGAGACGGCCUGGCUAGGUGUGGUGAAGGAUGUUUCCGCGCCUAAAUUCUUGUUGAGCUUUGGAAUCUCCGAAACGAGUUAG
Molecule: messenger RNA, 195 nt
Organism: Microbotryum saponariae
Lineage: Eukaryota; Fungi; Basidiomycota; Microbotryomycetes; Microbotryales; Microbotryaceae
Source: the annotation of a GenBank genome assembly